Molecule: messenger RNA, 446 nt
Organism: Cuscuta epithymum
Lineage: Eukaryota; Viridiplantae; Streptophyta; Magnoliopsida; Solanales; Convolvulaceae
Source: the annotation of a GenBank genome assembly
GACAAAAAGGGUGUGCCCUCUCUCACCCCUAUCAUUGAGCUCGACCAAAGCAUCAAGAAAGGAAGAGGAAAAGCUCCCAAGACCACCUCCAUUGUUGCAGCACGAGCUCAAGGGGUUUUGGUCCAAAGAAGGAGGUUUGAGAAGGAAAAAGUUAGGAAAAAGUGUGAAAAUUAAGGUUGAAGCUAGGGCUUGCUACCUGCACCUUUCUACGGGUGACAUCAAAUCAAGGAAGACGUGGUUCGUGCUUCCUCAUUUUAUUUCAAAGUACCAAACAUUGCUCAUGGAUAUUUUUAUUUGUUAUAAACCAUUUUUGGGCUUGCAUGCUCAUGUUAUUGGCCGGUUGUGGCUUAUGACUUACCGUUGAAUAUUUCCGCUAUUCAUUGGUUUAAAUGUGAUGUUGUUAUGUAUGUUUACUACUGAGUAUGGAUGGAUUGUUUUUCUCAAAC